CAAAGCCAAAUGGCGCCUAAAUUUACAAACUCUGAAAAAGAUUUCAAGAUUACAAAAUGUCGAACUGUUCUUCAGGGAAUAAAAAUGGGAUUUUCCCCUUGAUUUAAAUAUGUGCAAGAUUUUUUUUUAUUGCUCUAAGGUCUCUCUUGUAGUAUCAGCUCUGGGAUGACCCAUGUUUGUAUACAUGCCAUUUUGAAGGUUAAGAAGCUGCAAAGAGAAAAAAUGCUCAGUGCCAUUGUGGACAGGAACCUGGAGGACUAUGACAUCAGAGAAGUAGAGAUGAUGAUUCAGAUGGCACUGUUGUGCACCCAAGCAUCACCCGAAGACCGCCCCACGAUGUCAUUGGUGGUUCGAAUGUUGGAAGGAGAGAGCCUUGCUGGUGGAAGGUGGGAAGAGUGGCAGCAUAUUGAAGCAACCAGUAGCAGGCAAGAUUAUUAUGAAAGACGCAGGGGAGCUGCAGGUCCAUGCUACAACCAGGAAACUAUGCAGUUAUCUGGUGGAAGAUGACAAAAUCAUGGACUAAUAUUUC
Messenger RNA from Cuscuta campestris, 529 nucleotides. NCBI's taxonomy places the organism in Eukaryota, Viridiplantae, Streptophyta, Magnoliopsida, Solanales, Convolvulaceae. The record is from the annotation of a GenBank genome assembly.